AUGAUCAGUCUUCCAGGUUAUCAGGCAGAUAUUCUACUUCACAACGGAUGUCCGUUUGUAGAGAUAGGUCUUCCAGAAAUAGGAUGCAAAGCAACAGCUAAAAUUGUACGGGUGUCUUUCACGCAAGUUGUACUGCGCAUAUUCGAAGUUGAUGGAAAAAGAUGCAGUUUGGAAUAUCGUGCGGUGUUUAGACCGGCUGAGUUCGAUCCUGAAGAGCACUUGUGUAGUAGAUUUACUGUUGGUAGUGUUGUAAGUUGUGUUGUUAUUUCAUAUGGAGAUUGUGGAGUGAUUGUGAGCAUGUAA
Molecule: messenger RNA, 303 nt
Organism: Ordospora colligata OC4
Lineage: Eukaryota; Fungi; Microsporidia; Ordosporidae
Exons: 1
Coding region: 1-303 (100 amino acids)
Source: RefSeq, a predicted model, not a curated record